Lodderomyces elongisporus is the source of this 1677-nucleotide messenger RNA. RefSeq lists its product as uncharacterized. Gene Ontology annotation, cellular component: fungal-type vacuole membrane. The record is from RefSeq and is a predicted model, not a curated record. NCBI's taxonomy places the organism in Eukaryota, Fungi, Ascomycota, Pichiomycetes, Serinales, Debaryomycetaceae. Bases 1 to 1677 code for a protein of 558 amino acids. The transcript has a single exon.
AUGCCACAUACACCACUCUUGCUUGUGAGAUCACCCAUUGUUAGAUCUCACACCAGCACCACCACCAACAACAACAAUACUCCAUUGCUACUAACGCAAAAGAUUUCCAAUGUCCCAUCAGAGUUUCAUUCUAUUAUCACAUCUCCAGAGCAACGCAACUAUAGGCUCGGUAUUAUAUUACUUUUAGUAUCAAUAGCCACAUGGAUCACCGGCUUGGAGUUGGUCAACGGCGUGUUAAAGACUAAUGAGUAUAAGAAACCAAUAUUGUUUGCUGUCAUCACCGGAUCUUGUUUUGUGGUAAAUUUUGUACCAGAUUUGGCACUAUUAUGUCGGAGACAACGGAAAAGUCACGGCGAUGGUAUGGGCGAUGGUGACGGCGAUGUGAAUGGUGGAAAAAAGGAUUUAGAGAGACAACCAUUGCUCAUCAAUAAUAGUGGUGGCAAAGAUGGAAUAAACUUUGAUGAAGAAAAAACACUCGAUAAUGAAAUGACAAAGUUGGAAGUAAUGGUAUUGGCUUUACAAAUUGCAGUGAUAUAUCUAUGCUACAAUAUUUUUUUACUUGAGGCAUUGCAAUUUACUUCGGCAUCUAAUUCAACGGUUAUUGGCUCAACAACGGCUGUAUUUACCCUUAUUAUUGGCUAUUUCCUUCGAACUGAGCAAUUGAGUAUAUUGAAAGCCAUUUGUGUUGUUUUCAGUUGCCUUGGGGUAGUAUUGGUAAAUAAUAGCAGCCCCAGCACUAGUCAUAACGACAACCCUGAUCCAGUAUUUAAUAAUAUUGGUGGUACAGGAGAUGACAUAGGGGGAGGCAUAGGAGGAUUUGAACCAAAAAAUCCGAAAUUGGGCAAUAUAUUGGCAUUGGCAGGCGCAUUCCUCUAUGCAUGCUAUUUAUUGAUAAUGAGAAUCAAGUGUGGAUCAAGUAGCAGCAAAAAGACAAAUGAAAGAAGAUUGUUUGGUUACGUUGGUAUAAUGACAAUUAUUCUUGGUUUUCCUUUACUCUAUGCGUCGCAUAUUUUUCAAUUCGAAACAUUUGAAUUACCACCAAGGGGGGAUAGAAAUAUCAUGGUUUUUAUCCUUAUCAAUGGUGUAUUUUCCGUCAUUUCAGAUUUUACUUCGAUCUUGGCAAUGUUAUUAACAAGUCCCUUGGUAACUUCGCUCACUUUGACCAGUUCCAUUCCCAUCACCAUAAUCAUUGACUCUUUGAUUCUCAAAUGGAAUCAUGAACCAAAUUUGAAUAUGAAUUUAGAUUACAUUUUAGGGAUUACAAGUAUCCUUACAGCUGUUGUAUUAGUCAACUUCAGUUCAACACCAGACGAAUAUGGCAAUGAUUUUCUUGAAGAGUCAGUGUUGGAAAAUGUUAUCAUCAAUGAUGAAAUAUUAUCACCAAUCUUGUCACCUUUAUUUGAACGGCCUUCACUUUCAACUAAGCCUUUGACUAUCCAAUCACCGCUUUUGAGGAAAUUGUUCACUUCAAGCGAAACAAAUUACAUGGAAGCAGAAGAAGUUCAUCAGAAAGUACCCAUGUUCAACUUGAACGCUAACGACGAGAGCCCACCAACGCAUAACGCAAACCAUCAUCCAAAUUUGUACCAUUCUCCGGAUUUGCAUUCGCAUCCAUUAUUGACUCAUCAAGUCAGGAAAAGCUCAACUAUCAGUACAAAUCCGAGUAUUGAGCACUAA